CUAUCUACCCAUUACCAACCCUAGUCUAAGAUUCUAAGCAGUAUGCAGGUUGUGAUUCUAUAUAAUAACCUGACUGAGGUCUCACCGGCAAACAACAACUAACAGAAAGAGAUGGCAAGUCCACUGCCUCUGCUUUCACUGAACCACGUCUCAUUCGUGUGUAAGAGUGUGACUGAAUCAGUUCAGUUCUACGAGGAUGUCUUAGGCUUUGUCCUCAUCAAGCGCCCUUCUUCUUUCAAAUUCCAAGGGGCCUGGUUAUUCAACUACGGAAUUGGAAUACACCUGCUUGAGUCAGAUAUGGUUCCGGUGGAGACAAGAUCCAUAAACCCAAAAGAGAAUCAUAUAUCGUUUCAGUGCACUGACAUGAGUGUGAUAAUGAAGAAACUGGAUGAGAUGAACAUAAAGUAUGUGAGUGCAGUUGUGGAAGAUGGUGGAGUUCAAGUAGAUCAGAUAUUCUUUCAUGAUCCUGACGGUUACAUGAUUGAAAUCUGUAACUGCCAGAACCUCCCUGUUCUUCCAAUUUCCUCACCAUGUCCUCUGAAGAAGCAUGGAGAAAAAAGAACAUUGAAGAACAACUGCUCUGCAGAAGAAGCAAUCAUGAUGAUGGAUAAUUUGGUGAUGGAUAUGUUGAAGAUUUCAAUAUGAGUACUCGGAAUCACAACUACCAAGCAGUCUCCUUAAUCAUUUUAAAAUUUAUACACAUUUUUUGUGAAAUUAAAGCAUUAUGAAAUCCUAUUAGAAUAUGAAGACUGAAGAGUGUUGUCUAAAUUUGAUUAUGAAUUAUGUUAGUAAUUAUUCAGGUCUAGUCUGCAAAGAGUGAGACGGAUAUGUGAUAGUUCAAAUAGAUGAAUUGUUUUCAUUUGUGCAUAAUGAUAAAAAAUAGUCUCCCUACUCAUUAUUAUUUGUCUAGAUAUGCAGAAAAGAUGAAAAUUAA
This is a messenger RNA of Arachis ipaensis, 934 nucleotides long. RefSeq names its product glyoxylase I 4. NCBI's taxonomy places the organism in Eukaryota, Viridiplantae, Streptophyta, Magnoliopsida, Fabales, Fabaceae. The record is from RefSeq and is a predicted model, not a curated record.